AUGAGGCUCUUAAUUGCAAGCAUUGUAACUCUGGCUGUUACCUCGCAGGUAACAGCAUUGUACGUGACAUUCUACGAUAACACAGAGCGAUGCGAAGUCGACGGCGAAACAGAGUACCAGAUUCUCGAAUAUGACCAAUUCUACUGCAACACAUUCGGCGCCAGCAUGGAUGGUGUCGACUGCGUCCACUUCGUCGAAGGUGGACGUAACAGAAAAGACUGCAAAGGCUUGUUCAAAGCUCAAUCGGCAAAGCCUAAGCUGAACAUAAACUCCUAUUGCAAAUUCUAUCCCUAUGCAGAUUGCAGAGAGUUUGGCAUUGAUAAAGAGUCUAGGCAGUGUGCGACUACAAUGGAAAUGUGUUUGACUAAUGGGGAGAAAUCGGACUAUAUUGCAUCUUUCAGAUGCAGAGGUGGUCGAAACUAG
Messenger RNA from Fusarium oxysporum Fo47, 423 nucleotides. RefSeq lists its product as uncharacterized. NCBI's taxonomy places the organism in Eukaryota, Fungi, Ascomycota, Sordariomycetes, Hypocreales, Nectriaceae. The transcript is spliced from 3 exons. The record is from RefSeq and is a predicted model, not a curated record. Bases 1 to 423 code for a protein of 140 amino acids.